AGUGCUGGCCCCUGCCACCCCCGCCCCCAAAAUUCGCCCCUGUUUACAGAAAACUGCCAUUAAACCCUAAUUCCAACCCAAACGGAAGCUAUUACGCCGGACGAGAUAGUUCUCUCUCGCCUCUCAAUUUCAAAAUGAGAUAGCUACUAUUGGAGUUCAAUCCAAUCCAACUCUUUUCUUCUUCACCACCGAAAGUAGAAAAAAUGGAUAAUAAGGACACAGCUCAUUCUCAUCUAUUGAGUUUUCUCAAUGCUAUUCCUCCGGUUGACUUUUGCUGCGUCUAUGGCUCGACUCUUCAUUCAACCGAUUCUGGCAAGUCAACCAUGGUAGAUUACAUACUCGGCGUGUCUGACCCCCUGCAAUGGCAUUCCGAGAAUCUAAAAAUGAAUGCAGAUCAUUACGCCUCAUGGAUGGUGCUUCUCGGUGGGGCGAAACUGAUUACUAAUGUUGCAGACAAAUUAGGCGUAGGAGUACAUUUCAACCCGUAUGUUACUUGGAAUAACAAGAUGUUGAAAUAUGGAGUUGUUAGAAUGCAUGACUUGAUCCAAGACAUACUAAAUUGGGAGAGCUUCUACUUGAGUGGUCGUUUGCAAAAACCGGUAAAUAUGCUUGUGGAUAACCUGGACAUUGAAACUAUAAACUCAGUUAACCUUCGAGCUGCGGUGUCUGCUGCUCUCCUCCUCUUACCACCCAAAUUCACAGAGGAAGACCUUUAUGCCAAAAUAUGUAGCCUGUCAUACAUGGGUGACGUGCGUAUGCUUUUUGCAGAGGACCGAAGUAAGGUGAAGAAGAUCGUACAAGGGCAGUUUGAUUUAUUCCAGUCCAUGUAUAAGCCGUUUCUUGAAGAGUAUGAAGGCAAAGACUUCUUAAGAUUCUCAUCAUCUAAAAAUCAACUUGCAAAUAUAUCUCAGGAUUGUGGCUUACCAGUGACUCACUCGCACAUAUCUUUCCUUCCUCCAACUGUUAGAAGCCAAAUGGGGAUGAAGAUAGGGAAGAAGAAAGUAAUCAGUGAAUCUGGUAAGGUUGGGAAUGGGAAUGAGUUAGGAUUUGGGUCAAGAGAAGAGGCUGCAAAGUGCAUGCAGAAGGCAUUGAGGCGAACAGUGAUGGUUUCAAGUGCAAGGCAAGCAGUAUCUGGUGUAUUGACUGUGGGCGGUGUUAAAGCAGCUAGAUAUCUAACCAGUAAGAUGUGCAAGGCUUGGAGAUCAUGGACAAGGACAUGAUUAUCAUAACCUAAAUCAAGGCUGGGCUGGGAUGGGAAGCUGUUAUCGUAAUCUAAAUCAGGCUGGGGAUUGGGAACUGUUGUUGUGGUUGGUUAUUUAUUGUUAAAAUGAGGAAGGAUAGUGAAAGUGUUUCUCAAUCUCAUUACUAUUUUCCUUUUUGGUUAUACAUAAAAAUAUUAUUAAGAUAAAAUCUUAUUAUAUAUAUGUAUUGACUUAUUUGAAA
This is a messenger RNA of Gossypium raimondii (Peruvian cotton), 1443 nucleotides long. RefSeq lists its product as uncharacterized. The transcript has 11 exons. The record is from RefSeq and is a predicted model, not a curated record. Gene Ontology annotation, biological process: CDP-diacylglycerol biosynthetic process; cardiolipin biosynthetic process. Gene Ontology annotation, molecular function: phosphatidate cytidylyltransferase activity. Gene Ontology annotation, cellular component: mitochondrion. NCBI's taxonomy places the organism in Eukaryota, Viridiplantae, Streptophyta, Magnoliopsida, Malvales, Malvaceae. Bases 204 to 1220 code for a protein of 338 amino acids.